Penicillium canariense is the source of this 1713-nucleotide messenger RNA. RefSeq names its product hexokinase family protein. Gene Ontology annotation, molecular function: mannokinase activity; D-glucose binding; glucokinase activity. Bases 1 to 1713 code for a protein of 570 amino acids. The record is from RefSeq and is a predicted model, not a curated record. The transcript has 2 exons. Gene Ontology annotation, cellular component: cytosol; mitochondrion. Gene Ontology annotation, biological process: glycolytic process; glucose 6-phosphate metabolic process; intracellular glucose homeostasis. NCBI's taxonomy places the organism in Eukaryota, Fungi, Ascomycota, Eurotiomycetes, Eurotiales, Aspergillaceae.
AUGGCCAGAACUGAUCCUGCACUGCGGGAAUUCCUAGGGCCCCUGAAACUCGACCAUGAAAGGCUCUAUCGCCUCUCGUAUCGUCUCUCUCUGACAUACCGCGAGCUGGCCGCGAGUUCUUCAGAGCAGUUCUUCCCCACUGCUACCACGCGUCUGCCGACAGGACGAGAAAAGGGCCGCUAUCUAGCGGUCUAUCUCGGCUUGUACUAUCUUCGAGUGGCUUUCAUCGAUCUACUGGGUGAAGAACAAAUAGGGAAACGUUCCCAUGUCCGACGCACCCUGGAGAAGGCAUGGCCGAUCGAAGACCGCCUGCGUCGAGAUCAGGCCAACUCUCUUUUCUCCUGGAUUGGAGAUUGCAUUGCCGAAGUGAUUCAUGAUGAUCUCGCCAAUUCAAAAGAGGAUGCGCCUUCGGAGCUGGCCAUGGGCAUUUCCUUCUGUUUCCCCAUUAAGCAAAAAUUCGUCAACGAGGCGAUUUUAAUGCCAACGGGCAAAGGAUUUGCACUAGGAUCCUCUCUCAAUCUUCAUCAAGCCCUUCUCGACGGCUAUGAAUGCCACACCCGACGCUCGGCGGACGAUGAUCCCGCCGAGAUGCCAGCAAAACGACGGAAACAAUAUUGUCUCCCUAAACUCAAGAUCUCUGUCAUGACUAAUGAUACUAUCUCUACGCUUGCAUCGCUAGCCUACUCCAUUCGAGCUCUGCCUAAUACCCGAGUCGUGAUGGGUCUCCUGGUGGGUGCGGGUUGCAACUCUGCUGUGCCUAUGAAACUCACCGAUCUGCAAGAAUCUAAGAUCCGUCAUAUUCGUGAGAAAGACCCGGAUGCAGUGGAGACAGUUGUUUCGACCGAGUGGACGCUGCGAGGUGCAACAGGGCCCUUGCAGGAACUCGACGUAGUGAGCAAGUGGGACACUGAGCUGGAUGCUCAUUCGAACGCGCCUGGGUUCCAGCCUCUGGAGUAUAUGGUGGGCGGUCGCUAUAUUGGUGAGUUGGUGCGCAUCAUCUGCACUAACUGGUUUAAUGGGAUCAAGGGACAUCCAACAUCCUCAAUGCCCGUGAAGUUGGUCAAUGAAUAUACCCUUACGACAGAUUUUCUAUCUCUGGUGGUGGCAUCAAGCCAUUCCGAUAAAACACUGGCAGAAGAAUUGGCACUAGAGUUGCCCGCUCCCGCUUCCAGUGAUUGGAAGUGGACUGCCGAGUAUGCUGGUCAUAUUCGCGCCAUCGCAGCCGCCGUGCAGGACCGGUCCGCUGCACUAGUUGCCGCCGGCACCGUUGGACUUCUGGCGUGCAUUCGUGAGAUUCAAUUACAAGGCAAAAAUCAUCCGGAGUCAACAGCAAAGGACUCGAAUGGAACUCAAGAGAAAUCGGCUCAAGAGCGAAAGAUUCCGGAAUUCGGAUCAUCAACACCGGGCUGGCUGAAGGGACCAGAAGAACUGGUUGUGGCUGUCAAUGGUGGAGUUAUACAGCAUUACCCGCAUUAUAAGGAGACCGUUCAGCGAUACAUCGACCGACUACUCAUCAGCGCUGGACCUCAAAGCGGAGGAAAGAGUGUUUUCCUUCGGGAAGCCAGCGAUGGAGGCAUCAUCGGCGUGGGUGUCCUAGCAGGCACUGUAGCCGGUAAUAUUGAUGGAAUCAUCGGGUCAACAUUUGAGAAAGAGACUGAGUCGGGUGAAGACCCUGAAAACCCCAUUCCUUCUCAAGAACCGAUCGGUUCCUAA